Manis pentadactyla (Chinese pangolin) is the source of this 984-nucleotide messenger RNA. It is a transcript of the gene IMMP1L, whose product is annotated as inner mitochondrial membrane peptidase subunit 1. Gene Ontology annotation, cellular component: mitochondrial inner membrane peptidase complex; membrane. Gene Ontology annotation, molecular function: serine-type endopeptidase activity. Lineage: Eukaryota; Metazoa; Chordata; Mammalia; Pholidota; Manidae. The record is from RefSeq and is a predicted model, not a curated record. The transcript has 8 exons. The coding region runs from base 385 to 885 and encodes 166 amino acids.
ACUGAUGAAGUUGAUCACCUGUUCAUGUGUUUAUUGGCCUUUUGGGUAACCUGUCUGUGAAGAGUCUCUUCAUGUCUUUGCAAUUUUUAAAAAUUGAAUUAUUUGUCUCCUGAAUUUGUAGGAGUUAUUUUUUAGGUUUUAGAGUUGCUUGUGCUAUUUUUCAUCAUGGGCCUUCUUCAUUCUUGUGAUUUCCUUAAAUGUUAGUGGUCCUUGUUCAUUCAUGUUGAUAUAUGACCAGUUGAACAAUGUAGGAAUCCUAAAAACAUGGAUCACCCAUAUAUGCUUUGAGACAUACUUUCAAUGUUUUUUCUGGAAGCCCUGCAACUACCCUGAAAAUUUAAUGUACUGACCUAUGGCCAGUGGUGGCAGAGUCUGCAUAGAACUAUGCUUCGUGGUGUUCUGGGAAAAACCUUCCGACUUGUUGGCUAUACUAUUCAGUAUGGCUGUAUAGCUCAUUGUGCUUUUGAGUACAUUGGUGGUGUUGUCAUGUGUUCUGGACCAUCAAUGGAGCCUACAAUUAAAAAUUCAGAUAUUGUCUUUGCAGAAAAUCUUAGUCGACAUUUUUAUGGUAUCCAAAGAGGUGACAUUGUGAUUGCAAAAAGUCCGAAUGAUCCAAAAUCAAAUAUUUGUAAAAGAGUAAUUGGUUUGGAAGGAGACAAAAUCCUCACCAAUAGUCCAUCAGAUUUCUUUAAAAGCCAUAGUUAUGUGCCAUCUGGUCACGUUUGGUUAGAAGGUGAUAAUCUACAGAAUUCCACAGAUUCCAGGUUCUAUGGACCUAUUCCAUAUGGAUUAAUACGAGGGCGUAUCUUCUUUAAGAUUUGGCCUCUAAGUGAUUUUGGAUUUCUGCGUGACAGCCCUAAUGGCCACAGAUUUUCUGAUGAUUAGCAAGCAUUUAUUCUUUUGAUUUGAUUAUUGUCUCCUGUUCAGGUGAAUUUAUUACUGUCACUGAAAGCAUGUACUUACUAAUAAACUAUUUGAUACUCA